This is a messenger RNA of Pseudocercospora fijiensis CIRAD86, 159 nucleotides long. RefSeq lists its product as uncharacterized. The transcript is spliced from 2 exons. Lineage: Eukaryota; Fungi; Ascomycota; Dothideomycetes; Mycosphaerellales; Mycosphaerellaceae. The record is from RefSeq and is a predicted model, not a curated record. Bases 1 to 159 code for a protein of 52 amino acids.
AUGUUGGCGACAACCAGCGAUGUCUUGACCGACGAGCAGCAACCUCCCAUCUUGCUCGCUUUCGAGAGCUUGACAUGCUGUGGCAUACUUAUCACACCAAUACCGCCUCUCGGAGCAAACCCAUCUGAUUCUGAGCAAGGCGAUGAACUUGAAUGUUAA